This is a messenger RNA of Chironomus riparius, 345 nucleotides long. Lineage: Eukaryota; Metazoa; Arthropoda; Insecta; Diptera; Chironomidae. The record is from the annotation of a GenBank genome assembly.
AUGGCAAACCGAGUGAAAACAAGAGAGACAAAAACCGGAGAGAUAAUUGCAUUUAGUGAAACAGCUGUCAGACAGAACCUGAUCAAUAUAGAAUACGUCAAAACAUCAUUAUCUUCAUUAGCAGGUUGUACAGCUGGAAUCUUAGGAUUAACUGGAUUGAGUGGCUUUAUUUUUUACAUUGCUGCACUUAUAAUCUUUUUUGGACUUCUAAUUGUGAAGACUGGAAAUACUUGGAAUAAAUAUUUCAUAUCAAGGAAGUCGCUUGUAACAAAUGGAUUUCUCGGUGGACUUUCUACAUACACUCUAUUUUGGACUUUUGCGUAUGGAACGAUGCAUGUGUAUUGA